This is a messenger RNA of Phacochoerus africanus (Common warthog), 2081 nucleotides long. RefSeq names its product transmembrane protein 109 (gene TMEM109). The transcript is spliced from 4 exons. The record is from RefSeq and is a predicted model, not a curated record. Lineage: Eukaryota; Metazoa; Chordata; Mammalia; Artiodactyla; Suidae. Gene Ontology annotation, biological process: cellular response to gamma radiation; intrinsic apoptotic signaling pathway in response to DNA damage by p53 class mediator. Bases 143 to 874 code for a protein of 243 amino acids.
GAGGCUGCCCUGUUCCCGGGCUCAUCCCGCCUUGCGCGUGCGCAGACGAUAAACCAACGCCCCGGGAUUGAGGCGCGGGUUUAGUGGCGCGUUUUAGUGAAGUCGCACGUGAAGGAUAGCGUGGCCGGAGCCGGACCCAGCCAUGGCAGGCGCAGGCAGCAGUUCGCCACCGGGCAAGCAUCUGUUCAAAGUCAUCCUGAUGGUCCUUUUGGCCCUCAUCCUCCUCCACUCGGUGUCAUGCCAGUCCCAUCGCGACUUUGUGUCACCAGGCCAGCAGAAGAGGGAGGCCCCAGUUGACCUCUUGAGCCAGAUCGGACGAUCUGUGCGGGGAACAUUGGAUGCCUGGAUUGGGCCAGAAACCACGCACCUGGUUUCCGAGACCUUGGCUCAGGUGAUGUGGACCAUCUCAUCGGCCAUCUCUGUGGCCUUCUUCGCUCUGUCUGGAAUCGCUGCACAGCUGCUGAACGCCUUGGGGCUAGAAGGAGAUCACCUCACCCAGGGCCUGAAGCUCAGCCCUGGCCAGGUCCAGACCUUUCUGCUCUGGGGAGCCGGGGCCCUGGUUGCCUACUGGCUGUUGUCCCUGCUCCUCGGCCUGGUCUUGGCCUUGCUGGGGCGGAUCCUGUGGGGCCUGAAGCUUGUCCUCUUCCUGGCCGCCUUCGUGGCGCUGGUGAGGUCAGUGCCCGACCCUUCCACCCGGGCACUGCUCCUCCUGGCCCUGCUGACCCUCUACGCCUUGCUGAGCCGGCUCACUGGCACUCGGGCCUCGGGGGCCCAGCUGGAGGCCAAGGUGCGGGGGCUGGAGCGCCAGGUGGAGGAGCUGCGCUGGCGGCAGAGGCGCGCGGCCAAGGGGCCCCGCAGCGUGGAGGAGGAGUGACAGGGACGCCGCCAGAGGACGCCGCCUUCGUCCUACCAAAGAGCUGAGCUGCUUCUGGGUCGCACAGCCCUCCUUCCAGCCCCCUGCCCCUUUCUUGCCCUGUCUCUGAAUCGCCAGCACCUUUUUCUUGGCACCAGAUCCCGUGGCUGAGAGAGAGGCAGGCCGAACCCCGAUGGGCCUCAGGGACCCUGUCUCCCAAGGGUCUCUGCCUGGGGUUGGUUCUCUUAACCCUUUCUCUGUUCCCAGCCUGUCUGAGCCAGGGCAGGUUGGGGGGCCUCCCGCCAGCUUCUGCGUCUGCCCCGGGCCACCGUCACUGCCCACGGCCUCCGGGGCCUCAGCACCACCUUGCCUUUCUCCCAGUGCUCUUGCUGUCCUGUCCUUCUCUAGCUCCGCCUUUGCCAAGUCCCCGGCCUCCUGCCUCAUAGGCAGUCUUCUCCCAGCCCUGCCCUCCAGCCAGACCACGGUCUCUGCAGGCAUGCUCCCCUCCCCUCCAUUGCCCCGUGUGGGGAAGAGGCAGGGUGCGGGGGGCCUGAGGGGAAGGGAAGGUGGGGGAGUCCCCACAUGGGGUCGGGGCGGGACUACGCUGAGUCUGUUACAAGUGCCUUAAUCCGAGCCAGCAGGGCCUCUGCUUGCCCGUUGCUGCCCUACUGUAGGUAGGAAACUGCCCUGUGGCUGCUCUAUGUCAAGAGGAAAGGGAUUCCUCUCAGACUCUUGAUUCCCCUUCAGCCAAAGCAAAAGAUGACCGACUGCCUCGUAGGCUUGUGCCUGCAAGUAGGACCCGGCAGCGGCCAUCAGAUCCCCUGUGGGGAUUUCACAGACCCCCGAAGGAGGAAGGAGGGCUCGGCUUGACCACACAAUUCCAGACGGCUCUCCAUCCGUCUCUCUCCAUCGCUGCUACCAAGGAGUUGCUGAGCAGCGGCCUGGGAGGAGGAGCACAGAGCAGACGGGCAGCAGCGGCGAUGCGCCUCCCUCCCCUUUUCCUUCUCGAGCUCCUCCUUGGGAGCAGAGGCAGCCUGCCGCCUGAGCCCGCCCCACCAGAGCCCCGGUGGAAGUGGGUGGCCUCCUCUGCCAGGCCCAGCACAUGAUGUGAAGAGGAAAGAAAUGCCCAGUUCUUACUGUUGAGGUUGGAUGUGGAAUCACAGCUGCAGUGAUAUAUAUUUUUAUCAGCGCUUGGUUGGUUUUAAAUAAAGUGCACGCUAUUUUAUUA